Parascedosporium putredinis is the source of this 1521-nucleotide messenger RNA. NCBI's taxonomy places the organism in Eukaryota, Fungi, Ascomycota, Sordariomycetes, Microascales, Microascaceae. The record is from the annotation of a GenBank genome assembly.
AUGCUCACCCGUCUUCUUUGCCUCGCCGCCGUGUCUCACGCCUUUGUCAUUCCCGAGAUUGUACUUCACAAGGGCGGUGUAAACGGAGGCGUCGCCAGUGAAAAUGCCGAGUGCAGCCGGAUUGGCCGCAACGUGCUGAGCAAGGGCGUACGUAUCCUUAGAGCCCUUUCCUCGUUCCUGCCCUUUCCCCUUUCAUCCAGGAUACUAAUACCGGGCAUCGCCACAGGGCAACGCGGUGGACUCUCUCGUGGCCACCACCUUUGCAUCGGCGUCGUCGCUUCUCACCACUCCGGUAUCGGUGGUGGCGGCUUCGCCGUGGUCCGGGACGAGGAUGGCGCUUACGAGGUGAUUGACUUUAGGGAAGCCGCGCCGGCGGCGGCUUUCGAAGACAUGUACCAAGGCAAUGUGCAGGGUAGUAUCAGGUCCGGCUUGUCUGCUGGCAUCCCGGGCGAAGUCCGUGGACUCGAAUACAUGCACAAAAAUAUGGCAACUACGCCGAGCGAGAUCGCCGAGUCCAUGAUCUCCGUCCUCCAAAAGGAGAACGGGACCAUGACCCUCGAGGAUCUGCGCUCCUACCAAGCCAUCAGCCGCGAGGCGCUCGAAAUCUCGUACCGCGGCUACAAGCUCUACACCUCGGGCGCGCCCAGCAGCGGAGCGGUGCUGAUGGGGAUCCUCAAGAUCAUGGAGCAGUACCCGGUCCGGGACUGGGAAGACGUCGACCUCACCAUCCACCGCUUCAGCGAAGCCAUGCGCUUCGCCUACGGCGCCCGCCUCGAGCUCGGCGACCCGGACUUCGUCCCCGCGUCCCGCAAGGUGGAGAAGAUGCUGCUCAGCGAUUCCUGGGCGAGGACCGUCCGCGGCAUCAUCCUCGACAACCAGACGCAGCCCGUCGAGGUCUACGACCCCAGGGAGAUUUACACCACCGACGGCCAGGGCACGUCGCACAUCGUCACCGCCGACAAGAAGGGCAUGGCGACGUCCAUGACCACGACCGUGAAUCUGCUAUACGGCUCCCUCAUCAUGGACCCAGUUACCGGUCAACAACGAAAUGAACGACUUCUCCAUCCCCAACGUCUCCAACGAAUUCGGCUUCGCCCCUCCGCCGCCAACUUCAUCCGCCCCAACAAGCGGCCCCUCUCCUCCAUCACCCCCGUCAUCAUCGAGAUCCCCGCCGACCCCGCCACCGGCCGCCCCGCCCGCCUCUACACCACCGUCGGCGCCGCCGGCGGCUCCCGCAUCAUCAGCGCCACCACCCAGGUCGUCUGGCACCUCGUCGAGCACGACUUCUCCCUCCGCCGCGCCCUCGCCGAGCCCCGCCUCCACGACCAGCUCAUGCCCAACCACGUCCUCUUCGAGUACGGCUUCGACAACGCCACCGUCGACAGCAUGCGCGACCGCGGCCACGAGAUCGUCAGGGUCGCCGAGGGCUUGAGCGCCGUGCACGCCGUGCGCGUGCAGGGCGGCGUGUUCGAGGCCGAGGCUGAACCUAGGCAAAAAGACAGCGGCGGCUCAACGGCCUAG